AUGGAUUGGGAUAGUAUUCGAAUUAGCAAAGAGAAUGUGAGCUGGCACAAGAUUAUUUGGUUCCCUUCUCAUAUUCCAAAAUUUUCCCUUAUCGCGUGGAUGGUUACCCUCGAUAAGCUGCCAACUAAGGACAGGCUUGUUCCUUUUGGUUUGGAUAUUGAUGAUGUAUGUAUGGUAUGUGGUUCUGGCAGGGAAUCACAUGAUCAUCUAUUUGCUGACUGCCCUUAUGUUAAGGAUGUUUGGAGUGCUGUUCUACGGCUGUGUGGGAUUCGCUGUGUGGAUUUCAGUUGGGAUCAGCGCCUUAAUUGGUUGAUCGAGAACUUGAAGGACAAAACCCUUCGCAGUCGGAUCCUUAAGCUUGCUUGGACCGGGUUCCUUUAUUAUAUUUGGGAAGAAUGCAACCACAGGCAGUUUCGAGGUCUUUCAAGCGCUAGUGAGGUAAUUGUAAUAGAAUAA
Hibiscus syriacus is the source of this 456-nucleotide messenger RNA. RefSeq lists its product as uncharacterized. NCBI's taxonomy places the organism in Eukaryota, Viridiplantae, Streptophyta, Magnoliopsida, Malvales, Malvaceae. Bases 1 to 456 code for a protein of 151 amino acids. The transcript has a single exon. The record is from RefSeq and is a predicted model, not a curated record.